Molecule: messenger RNA, 3003 nt
Organism: Solea senegalensis (Senegalese sole)
Lineage: Eukaryota; Metazoa; Chordata; Actinopteri; Pleuronectiformes; Soleidae
Gene: znf703
Product: zinc finger protein 703
Exons: 2
Coding region: 409-2169 (586 amino acids)
Biological process (GO): negative regulation of DNA-templated transcription
Cellular component (GO): nucleus
Source: RefSeq, a predicted model, not a curated record
AGGACUGACUCACACUCACUCACAGAGAGAAGGACACACACGCUCACAUCCUCUGCGGGGAUAUUCCUUCACUCACUCCGUGGUUUUGAUGAGCAGUGACUACUUUUGGUGUUUUGCUUCUAUUUUUGGCUCAACUUCUCUUUUCAUUCAUCGGCGCAUGAAGGAAUAUUUAGGAGUAAAUAGUGGCUGACAUUGGAGAGGUCGACAAAGGAUGACAUUUCUGCGAUUUGUUCUUCUUUAGAGACAAUUUGGGUCGGACACGGAGGACGCGCACUGCGCACUCGUUCCCGUUUGGAUUUACCGCACGCGCUUCUGUUGAAUCUGUCACUGUGAAACGUGCCGAUCAAUGAAUUUCAACCGAGCGUCCACUCGUUAUAAGCCGUCGUCCUUCCUCGUAACCCGAUCCAGAUGAGAGAUCCCCCCGGUGGACCUGAACCGCUUUUACGCAGCCAGUCCCCGGAGCCCAGCGCCGCCGCCGACGGCUUCACACCCCGGAUCGGAGCGGUGACACCGUCCGUUCCCACACCCACGGUUUGUCCUUCGGAUCCCUCGCGUCAGGCUAAAAGACUUCCCAUCCGGAUCGUAAAGAUGUUGACGGCGCACAGCGGCCACUUGCUGCACCCAGAGUAUCUCCAGCCCCUCACAUCCGCACCAGUCAGCAUCGAACUGGAUGCCAAGAAGAGUCCGUUGGCUCUGCUGGCCCAGACUUGCUCUCAGAUUGGCAAACCUGACCCCCCCUCUUCUUCCAAGUUGGCCUCCCUCUCCUCAGGCAGCCUGGGAGACAAGGAGUCCUCCAGCCGGUCAUCUAAGUCUGGAGAGCACCAGUCCCAGGAGGACAAAUCGAGCUUCAAGCCUUACAAGUCAUCAGGAGACGGUCGCAAGGAUGUUCUAGUGACAAAGGGGUCUUCAGAUAAAGCAGCUUUCCGGGUGCCAAAUGGAAGCUCCAGUGGUGGCAGUGCAUCUUGUCCUUCUUUUCCUCCCCAUUCCCGGUCACCCAGCUCCAACUCUCCUCCACUGCACACCCAGAGCCAGUCCCACAGACAAAGCCAUUCCCCCUCCACGCAGCCCCCGUCACACUCCCAAGCUUCACACAUGGACAACAAACAGGGGAGCUCUGAGCAGGCCAGCUCAGACACAAACAACAAUAGUGCCGGGAAAAAAGACUCAGAUUCAGCUAAAUCGGUGAUGGACGGGGCUCAAUUAGCCAACUCCAGCCACAUACGGGCCAGUGCCAACUCCAGCAAUGCAAGCUCUGCUGCCAGCCCGAGGCCGGAGAGCAAGUCUGACCCGCAGUCCUCUUCACAAUCUGGCCUGAGCUCUGGACACAUCGCCCCUGUCUCCCCUUUUAAGCCAGGACAUUCUGUCUUCCCCCUGCCUCCCGCCACCAUGGGCUAUCAUGGUUCCAUUGUGGGGGCCUAUGCUGGCUACCCCUCCCAGUUUGUGCACGGUUUGGAUCCUACCAAGUCCGGUUUGGGAAUUGGACUUCCAGGGAAGCACCCUAGCUCCAGCCCACUGACUGGAGCCUCACCUCCAUCACUGAUGCAGGGCUUAUGUCGGGACCCAUACUGUCUGACUUACCCCAACGCUCACCACCUAGGAGGAAGUAACUGUUCCACAUGUGUUCAUGACCCCUCAAGCCUCAAGUCUGGUUUCCCCCUGGUGUAUCCCUCCCAUCACCUCCACUCCUUACACCCCAGCUCCCUGUCCUCCAGCACCACCCCCUCCCUGUCUCACCCCCUCUAUACAUAUGGUUUCAUGCUGCCCAACGAACCAAUGCCACACGCCUGCAACUGGGUGUCUGUCGGGGGUCCGUGCGACAAACGUUUUUCCACAUCGGAGGAGCUACUAGCCCACUUGCGUACCCACACGUCUCUGCCAGGGAUGGUGGACAGUAAGCUGUUGUCAGCCUACCCGUCGUCGGUGUCAUCGACAGCCUCCUGCCACCUUCACCUGCCGCCACACAGCAGUCCAGGUACUCUGCCCAGCUCCUUCUCCCUCCGAGGCUCCCCGGGUUUGGGCCUGGCUCGGUACCAUCCGUACAGCAAAUCCCACCUGCCCGGAGCCCCGGGACUUCCUAUGCCGUCCCUCACCUCCUCCUCAGCCUAUUACUCCCCGUAUGCCCUUUACAGUCAAAGACUGGGUUCGGCCUCAGCCCUCGGAUACCAGUGAUGUCUGAAAUGGUGUUGACACCCACAGAUUUCAGGCACCAGCUUGGACUAUUCAGAGCAGCCAUGAAGCCGGGUCUUGAGACUGGGGUCAUGGCCAGUACAGGGCGUCACGCCUGCCAGGACUAGCACCUGUUAGCCUCAGGAUUGUGACUGGCGCUCCAAAGGCAUUAGACCAGAUGAUGGAUUGUCUGCAGCACAGAACCAACAAACUUUAGUAAUUAAAGAUGGUGGGAAGCAGAGCUUUGAAAAUGGUGAAAUUGGGGGCUUUUUUCAGCAGCUUUGAUUUGGUUGUUAGUUUUGUUCUCUAUAUCUGUCUCAGAAAUUAAAGUCUGUAUUUAUUUUUCACUCAAGCGCUUGGAAUUAAACUUAGGGGGGAAUUCUUGCUGUCCAAAUAAACUGUUCUUAAGUAUUCUAAGUGAAAAAAAAGAACGAUUUAAGUACAUUACUAUUAUGCUUAUCAUACACUCUAAAAAUAAAAACCUUUCACCAUGAUGAAGAUGGACUAUGAGGCUUUAUUCUGGGAAUCUGUUUUUAAAAAAUCUCUUUUCCUCUGUGCUGUUUUUUUUCCCCUUAAUACUCAACUGUACAUUCACACUCUUAAGAACUGCAUGUCUGCGAAAAUCAUCUUGAACAGUGGCAUUAUUUUUAUUUGUAAAUAUGCAGAUGUAAUAUUUUUUCAUUCUUACUUGGGUGGGGGUCGGCAAUUUUGGGUCACUGAUGCAAAUGGUACAAAGACGAGAUCAAAUGUCAUAAAUAAAAAGGAUUAUUGAUGGCUGUGCUAUCCAAACAACAAGAAAAGGUCAUAUUUUGUUAAAUAAAUGAUACAUGAUUUUCA